Siniperca chuatsi (mandarin fish) is the source of this 1991-nucleotide messenger RNA. RefSeq names its product polycomb complex protein BMI-1-like. Gene Ontology annotation, molecular function: promoter-specific chromatin binding; metal ion binding. The record is from RefSeq and is a predicted model, not a curated record. Gene Ontology annotation, biological process: negative regulation of transcription by RNA polymerase II. NCBI's taxonomy places the organism in Eukaryota, Metazoa, Chordata, Actinopteri, Centrarchiformes, Sinipercidae. The transcript is spliced from 9 exons. Gene Ontology annotation, cellular component: PRC1 complex. The coding region runs from base 327 to 1535 and encodes 402 amino acids.
GAAGCGUCGGCGAUCGCUCUUUAUCGCGCACGUCGCCCCGCUGUCUGCUGAGGCGCACACAAAGUGCACGGUGUCACAUUUUGAGUCUCUCUUGUUCGCCUCCUGAUACAGCCCUGUCAGUGAAUUUAAGAUGGCUGCUUUGUGUACCAGUGUGAUUUUCUGCGGCUCUGCACCCCCACCUACCGCCCCCCCCCCCCUCUCUCAAACCACUCAGUGUUGGUGUUUUCUUUGGAUGUGUUUGGUUGUGGUGCCCGGUCGGUCGGACGGCGGAGCUCCGGAGAAAUGCAAACGCUCUUUGUUGGUCCGCCGGUCGAGGAGCAGAGCUGAUGCACAAGAAGAGGCCACACAGGGGCGAUUCAGUAGUCGGCUGCUGUGUACCACCACACAAGCCUGCAUUGAGCUGCACUGCACGGCUGCCACUCUCCACGCACGUUCCUUAUCGCUGCAUGUCUUUCCAGUUGUUUUUGUCGGCUCUUCCUUGUGCUUUCACAAGCUGCUGUCCCAAGGACGAGCUGCAGACGAGAUCUGUCCAGAUGGAUAAAAUGCAGCCCAACCGGAUUAAAAUCACAGAUCUGAAUCAACACCUCACAUGUCCACUGUGCGCUGGUUACUUAAUUGAUGCUACAACCAUAGUAGAGUGCCUGCACUCCUUUUGUAAAACUUGCAUCGUCGCCUUCCUGGAGACAAAUAAGUUCUGCCCUCGCUGUGACGUCCAGGUUCACAAGACAUGCCCACAGCUCAGCAUCAGAGCGGACAAAACCCUACAAGAUAUUGUUUAUAAGCUUGUUCCAGGGCUAUUCAAAGAUGAGAUGAAACGGAGGCGGGACUUCUACGCAGAGAAUCGUGUGCUGGAACCAGGGGAAGUGGUGGAGACGUUUAACAUAGCAGAGGAUGAAAUCAUCAGCCUGUCCAUACAGUUCUACGAGAGGAGCAAAAAUAAUGAGAGGCAGCAUUCAGAGAUGGAAGGAGACAAGUCCAAUGGUAAACGCUUCCUGCAGUGCCCAGCAGCCAUGUCCGUCAUGCACUUAGCAAAGUUCCUCCGAAGCAAGAUGGAUAUUCCCAACAGCUAUCGGGUGGAGGUGUUGUACGGAGAUGAGCCCUUGAAGGACUACUACACACUAAUGGAUAUCGCCUACUUCUACGAGUGGAGACGAACUGGACCUAUCCCCUUGCAGUAUCUGGUCAAACCCACCCGGAAGCGCAGGAGGCCGUCCCAGUCUGCCGCCCAGGGCCACUCCGACGGCGUCAACACCAGUCCGACGUCGGAGAGCGACUCCCAGAGCGACAAAGUCCACAGUCCUGCUGCAGCCCAGCCACCCCGAGCCUCCUCGCAGUCCAGCCCUGCGUCCCACAACCCCUCUCCCGCCAUCCAAAGCUCCAACGGUACCACUGUGCCCAACAACACUCAGCGACACACUCUGGCCUCCAAACAGGGCGCCAACGCUCGGAAGGUGACUGUCAACGGCACGAGCUCUGGGGCCGGCAAAGAGGAGGCGAGGGGAGGCGACAAAAGCGGUUUGCCUCCCACGACCUAACAUGUAUACAGGGCAGCGGGGAGGACAGUGUUGGAAUUGCUCCCUUCUUUCCUUCUACAGAGCAAAAAGACGAGCUUGAGCCUCACCUCUGGACAAAUGGGAGGCAAACUUAUGUUGUUGUUUCAGCAGGAAAGACUGAGAAGUGCAGCCAAAUAGACACUUGUAUGUAUGUAUGUAUGUAUGUGUGUGUGCGUGUUUAUGUGUGUUAGACUAGAACAGUGCACACAUACAAACUGUACAGUAUGUAUCAAAUGUGAGCAUGUGUGCAUACAUAUGUAUAUCUUUUAUACAAGAUAUUGUAAUCGUUUUGUAUUGUAUAUGCAGUGGGUCUGUUUAAUUUCCAUAGCUCCAUCAGCAUUGAUUUGGCUCCAUAAAACUUGAGACAAAAGGCUGAAAGGCAUUGCAGUGUACGUCACUGUGGGAGUUGGAUGUAUUAAAAAAAAAAAAAAAAAAAAA